AUGCCGUUCCGCACCACACGUCGCAGCCCCACGCUGACCGAGGCGAGCUACGUCUCGAAUGCCGACACGACCGCGUCGUCACCGCAAGACUCGACCCGCAAGGUACUGGUGGACGACGAAGAGCUCCUCUUCCGCGUGCGCAAUGCUGCACUCGCUGUGCCGCUCAAGCAGGCACUAACCGAUCCAUUGGACUCGUGGGACUCCAUCAAGAGCACGCCGUGCAUUCGCCUGGGUCCGUUGCGGUCGGGCGACAACACGUUCGAGCUCUCGUCACGCGCUACGGGCCCCAAUGGCGACGGGUACGAGGUGCUGACUGUGGGCAGCAUCGCCUGCAGCCCUGCAGAGCUCGUGUCGGUGCUGUGUCCGCGUGACGAGAGCGACUACAACGCGGCUAUGAAGGGCAUCUACGGCAGCCAGUUCAUCUACGGCUCGGUGGUGCAGAUUCUGGACGGGAAGCAGUCCCAGGGCACCAUGCCCGACGGCCACCAGCUUGCGGUGAGGACCGGGUGCUUCGCGCGCUCGAGGAUGCUCGCGCGCAAUGAGCAGUGGUGCUUCCUCGAGUACUUCCAGCCCACGAGCGACGCUGGGACGAGCUCGGUUGACACCUCUCAAGGGUUUUCCGUGUCCUUACUGUCACUCUCCGAGAAGGAGCUCGCUGCGGGAAAAGCUACCGGCAGUCGAGUGGAUCAGUUGGACGGUGUCACGGCGUUGCUGGUUGUGGACACUGAGCCGAAUGUUUCUGGGGACGAAGGGGCUACCAAGCUGCGCGUGAUGUUUCACGCUCUUUACAAUGGCAAGGAAGAGCCUGCGCCAGGACAAGCGUCGGACAAGAUGGCUCGGAUUCGACUCCAAGGCCUGGCCGCGGGGAUCACGCGCCUCCCGGCAGUGGUGCGGCGUCGCCGGCUGGGCACUCAAGUGUUCGCGCACCAAACGGCCACGGCUGAGCUGCAGAACAGUGAGGCGCAGAACACGCGCUGCAUCUCGUGCACCAAGGGGCUGCGUCUCAGCGCUCUGAUGCGCGUUGCUCGCCGCUGCCAGCUCUGCGCGUACAACGUGUGCACGUCGUGCUGGUCGCGUGAGAACGUCGAGACGUACAACGGCCAUCUCUCAGCCGUGGGCGUCUGCAAGCGCUGCCUCGAGUGGGUCGACCGCUGCGACUACACGCACGUUCAAAUUGGCGACCGAGGCCCCGUGGAGAUCAUCGACGACCCCGUGUCUAGCGACUGCUCUGCGCCCACAUCGACUUUGGGUCAGCUGAGUCUGCGCGAAAACCUCGCAGUCAAGUCCACCAAGAACGCGGCAGUCAGCGUGAUCAAGAUGCUCCUGGACCCGUCGAAGGCCGAAACGGAGACUACCUACAGCAGCAGCAGCAGCGACGCAGAGAGCACCGACAGCGAAGAUGAUGAGGUCGAGGAGAAGUACAUGUCGGCGGUGGGCGAAUACUUCCAGCGACGCGCGCGUGAGGCGCCAGCAGCGAAGGACUGCGUGCUUUCCAACGCCCAGCAACGCACGUAUCCGUUGCAUCCGAUGGACCAUUCCUCUCCGUCUGCCCCGAUUCCUGACUACGAGGCUGAACGACUGGACUGCAUCGCCAAAUUCGGUCUUAUGGAGCUGAACGAGCCCAUGCCGGAGCUGGACAUCAUUUGCUUCUUCCUGGGCAAGGAGCUCGGCUUCUUCUGUACGAUGAUCACGAUCGUCGGGGAGACGCACCAGUUGAUCUUGAGCUGCACGAUCCCGGACUUCGUGCAGGCUCUCCUGCCGCGCGAGCACACUUUCUGCCAGCACCUGCUCAUGGGCAACGCGCCGUUCAUCAUCAAGAACCCGCAAGCAGACGUCCGCUUCUACAAUUUGAACCCCGUCACCCGCCAAGGCGUCAAGUACUACUGCGGCAUCCCGAUCACGGGUCCGGAUGGAGUCAUGGUGGGCUCCAUUUGCUGCGUGCACAGCGCUGCGAUGGACAUCACGCGCUCGCAGUACGGCACGCUCGUGCGGUUCGGCGAGAUCGCGUCCAAAAUCAUCCGAGUGAAGGCUGAGGCGAAGCUCCGUGGGGACUGA
Phytophthora sojae is the source of this 2055-nucleotide messenger RNA. RefSeq lists its product as hypothetical. NCBI's taxonomy places the organism in Eukaryota, Oomycota, Peronosporomycetes, Peronosporales, Peronosporaceae. The transcript has a single exon. The coding region runs from base 1 to 2055 and encodes 684 amino acids. The record is from RefSeq and is a predicted model, not a curated record.